AUGUCAGCGGCGAAAUUGGAGGUGGGGAACUUACAACCGGUAUAUUUGCGGCAUUCGGAGCUUCAGGAUACCCCAACGAGCCUCCACUUUUGGAAGAGCUUGGUAUCAACUUUUCGCAUAUCAAAAGGUAAAACUUUGACGGUGUUGAACCCUUUCAACAAGAAUAUAAGCCCGGAUAUCAUGAAAGAUUCCGAUUUGGCGGGUCCCAUAUUAUUCGUCUUGCUCUUUGGAAUAUUACUAUUGUUGGCUGGAAAGGUCCAAUUUGGCUACAUUUAUGGUGUUGGACUCUUUGGCAUUAUCAGUUUGCACUACUUGUUCAAACUUAUGAGUAACGAUGUGUCGCUCGAUAUCGUCAGAUCUGCAUCAGUGAUUGGCUACUGUCUACUUCCUCUCGUACUUGUUAGUGUCGUUGGAGUGGUGGUCAAUCUUGAUAAUUUGGCAGGUUACAUUCUCAGUGCGAUUGCAGUUUUCUGGUGCACAUUUUCGGCAUCCGGGUUCUUUGUUGCAGUUAUGAAACUCCACAAUGUCCGUCCUUUGAUUGCAUACCCAUUGGCUUUAUUUUACUCUGUGUUUGCAUUAAUGGCCAUAUUUGUGGAAAAGACAGAUUUAGGUAUUUAA
Messenger RNA from Meyerozyma guilliermondii ATCC 6260, 618 nucleotides. RefSeq names its product transporter (gene TIP1). The transcript has a single exon. The coding region runs from base 1 to 618 and encodes 205 amino acids. The record is from RefSeq and is a predicted model, not a curated record. Gene Ontology annotation, cellular component: membrane; trans-Golgi network. Lineage: Eukaryota; Fungi; Ascomycota; Pichiomycetes; Serinales; Debaryomycetaceae. Gene Ontology annotation, biological process: vesicle fusion with Golgi apparatus; endoplasmic reticulum to Golgi vesicle-mediated transport.